Molecule: messenger RNA, 867 nt
Organism: Akanthomyces muscarius
Lineage: Eukaryota; Fungi; Ascomycota; Sordariomycetes; Hypocreales; Cordycipitaceae
Exons: 2
Coding region: 1-867 (288 amino acids)
Source: RefSeq, a predicted model, not a curated record
AUGGCAGUCAAAACUCCCGUCCAGAUUUCGCAAAAGGUCAUCGUACCAUUGAGCGUCCUCAUGGUAGCCGCUGCUAUGCUUUCCUUUCUCGAACAUGAUGGCGUGUUGAAUUUUCGCACCACCCCAAAGUUGUUCACGACGAGUCGUGUGCCGACGGGCGAGCAUUUCCUCUCCUAUCGCCAACGAACUGCCCCGAUGUGGAUAUAUCGCGGUCUACACGCCAUUCCCGCCAUCAUUUGGAGCAUUGGCAUGCCGCUACAGCAUGUGGAUAGCCUUCGCAAGAAAUGGCCCGUCUUGCACCGGACGGCUGGUUAUGUGCUCCUCUCGCUCUCGCUCCUUCUGAGCAUCACAGGCUACUGGUUCUUCAUUUCAAAAAAUGCCUACAGCCACGAGAACUUUUUCCACAUGCACAACUUCAACGGCGUGUCGCCCAUUCCGUGGCCAACCUUUGAAUUCUCAACCUGGCUCUUGGCACCAUUUUACUGGCUUACCAUGUAUAAAACCGCCGUGACUGCGCGCGCCAGGAAUUUCGUGCAGCAUAGGAAGUGGGCUGUGUUGCACACGAUAUGUGCUUCUGUCAUCGCCGCCGAACGGCUCGGCCUGGUCACGUUGUACGCCAUUGGUUUCGGCAUGGCGCGUCUGCCACAGGCAGUGGUGCAUGACUUUUUCGGCGUGGGGUACACAGUCGAGGAAAUGGCAGAGGCAGAAAUGGGCGUGUUUGCGUUCGCGAAUGUGCUGGCUUUGGUGUUUGUCCUUUCCUGGCUAUACUACGAAUUUGGGCGCGCUGGAUACUUUGGCAAAGUGGAAGUUAAAGAUUCUUCGGUAAGCGGCAUGUCAAAUAGUACAAAAAGGAUAAAGUCAUUAUAG